Molecule: messenger RNA, 7237 nt
Organism: Malania oleifera
Lineage: Eukaryota; Viridiplantae; Streptophyta; Magnoliopsida; Santalales; Ximeniaceae
Product: protein CELLULOSE SYNTHASE INTERACTIVE 3
Exons: 8
Coding region: 494-6901 (2135 amino acids)
Biological process (GO): regulation of cellulose biosynthetic process; anisotropic cell growth
Cellular component (GO): cellulose synthase complex
Molecular function (GO): microtubule binding
Source: RefSeq, a predicted model, not a curated record
GGUUGAAUGACCAAUUGGCUUCAUUUCUUCCGCUCGCGCGCCGAACCACGCGGCCCUUUUCUCAGCUGAAACAAAAUGUUAAUUUAAAUAAAAUUAAAUAAACCCAAGAAAAGAAAAUACAGAGACAAGAGAGAGAAACGCACAGGGGAAACGAAAAGACUGAGACUCCCUCUGACUCUCUCUCUCUUCGCUUCUCCUCCAUUGACGCAGCUCUCAUCAUGGUUCUCCUCGGAUAGGCCAAUUUCGAGUGUGUUUGGUUUGAAUUGGAGGGAAGCUUACUGUGGUGAGCUUGCCCUACAUCAUUGAUUCAUAUCAAACAGCUUGAAUUAUUAAUCGAGGACAGAGGACUGCAUUGGAUUCGAUUGGAUGACAUGAAAAACAACUAGGUGUGAUGAUUCUCUGGUCGGAGGAGGGGAUUCCGGGGUAAUUAAUGAGGCUUCAUUCUUGGCGAGACAACUGAGGAGAACGCUAAAGUGGAGCAAUAUUGGUGCUAAUGUCAAAGUCUCCCUCCAGUGAGCCACAGGAGCCUACAUCCUCAUCUACUUAUCGGACAAGGGAAUCAAAUGGAGCAACAGGAAUGGAUGAUCCCGAAACUACAAUGGCUACAGUUGCUAAUUUUAUUGAGCAGCUACAUGCCAACAUGUCAUCACCGCAUGAGAAAGAACUUAUUACAACGCGUUUAUUAGGCAUAGUUAGAGCAAGAAAGGAUGCUAGAACACUUAUUGGUUCUCAUGGCCAGGCAAUGCCGUUGUUCAUAUCAAUUCUCAGGAGUGGCACCCCUGCAGCAAAAGUGAAUGUAGCUGUGACUCUAAGCAUUUUAUGCAAAGAUGAAGACUUAAGAUUAAAGGUGCUUCUAGGUGGGUGCAUCCCACCAUUACUCUCACUUUUGAAGUCCAAAUCAACUGAGGGCAGGAAAGCAGCAGCUGAAGCAAUUUAUGAAGUUUCCUCAGGUGGGCUUUCUGAUGAUCAUGUGGGGAUGAAAAUAUUUGUUACAGAAGGUGUAGUCCCCACCCUAUGGGAUCAACUAAAUCGAAAAAACAAGCAGGACAAAGUGGUAGAGGGAUUUGUCACUGGGGCUUUGAGGAAUCUUUGUGGUGACAAGGAUGGGUAUUGGAGAGCAACAUUGGAGGCUGGAGGAGUAGACAUUAUUGUGGAGCUUCUGUCUUCUGAUAAUGCUGCUGCUCAAUCUAAUGCCGCUUCUCUCUUGGCCCGUCUGAUGUUGGCUUUUAGUGAUAGUAUCCCUAAAGUAAUAGAUGCUGGUGCUAUCAAAGCAUUGCUUGGGCUUGUGAGUCAUAAAAAUGAUAUUUCUGUCCGUGCCAGUGCUGCUGAUGCUUUGGAGGCCCUUUCUUCGAAGUCAACUAGAGCCAAACAAGCUGUUGUGGAUGCUGAUGGAAUUCCAGUUCUCAUAGGGGCUGUUGUUGCUCCUUCUAAAGAGUGUAUGCAAGGGGAACAUGGUCAGGCUCUACAGGGGCAUGCAACGCGAGCUUUAGCAAACAUCUGUGGUGGCAUGUCUGCUCUAAUAAUGUAUCUCGGAGAACUUUCUCAGUCUCCUCGCUUAGCUGCACCAGUUGCUGACAUAAUUGGAGCACUUGCCUACUCUCUGAUGGUCUUUGAGCAGAAAUCUGUCACUGAAGAACCUUUUGAUGCAACACAAAUAGAAGACAUUCUGGUCAUUUUGCUAAAGCCUCGAGACAAUAAGCUGGUUCAGGAACGUGUCCUCGAGGCUCUUGCCAGCCUUUAUGGUAACAUUUAUCUUUCAAGAUGGCUUAAUCAUGCAGAAGCAAAGAAGGUGCUUAUUGGACUUAUAACAUUGGCUGCUGCUGAUGUACAAGAGUAUCUGAUACUGUCUUUGACAAGCUUAUGUUGUGAUGGCAUUGGCAUCUGGGAAGCAAUUGGGAAGAGAGAAGGAAUUCAGUUAUUGAUUUCAUUAUUGGGCUUGUCCAGUGAGCAGCAUCAAGAGUAUGCUGUUCAGCUACUGGCAAUCUUGACUGACCAAGUCGAUGACAGCAAGUGGGCAAUCACUGCUGCAGGUGGGAUUCCACCAUUAGUACAGUUAUUAGAAACAGGAUCACAAAAAGCAAGGGAGGAUGCAGCACAUGUUCUGUGGAAUUUGUGUUGUCAUAGUGAAGAUAUACGUGCUUGUGUUGACAGUGCAGGAGCUCUUCCAGCAUUCUUAUGGCUUCUAAAAAAUGGGGGACCUAAAGGGCAAGAAGCCUCAGCUAUGGCACUUACAAAGCUUGUUCGAACUGCUGACUCUGCCACCAUUAAUCAGUUAUUAGCCUUGCUCCUAGGCGAAUCGCCAAGCACAAAGGCCCACAUAAUUAGAGUUCUGGGCCAUGUGCUCACUAUGGCAUCACAGAAGGAUCUUGUAAAUAAGGGAGCUGCUGCUAACAAAGGAUUGAGAUCCCUGGUGCAGGUUCUUAACUCCUCCAACGAGGAAACGCAAGAAAAUGCUGCUUCAGUCCUUGCUGAUCUAUUCAGCAGUAGACAAGAUAUUUGUGAUAGUCUUGCAACUGAUGAGAUUGUGCAUCCUUGCAUGAAGCUUUUGACGAGCAAUACCCAGGUUGUUGCAACUCAAUCAGCUCGAGCCUUGGGUGCUCUGUCACGCCCAACCAAGACCAAGGCUACAAAUAAGAUGUCUUACAUUGCAGAAGGGGAUGUCAAGCCUCUAAUCAAGUUGGCUAAAACUUCUUCCAUUGAUGCUGCUGAGACUGCGGUUGCUGCGCUUGCCAAUCUUCUGUCUGAUCCGCAGAUUGCUGCAGAAGCUUUGGCAGAAGAUGUUGUAUCAGCAUUGACAAGAGUGCUGGGAGAAGGCACAUUGGAAGGUAAAAAGAAUGCCUCACAGGCCAUUCAUCAGUUGUUGAAACACUUUCCAGUUGGUGAUGUACUGACAGGAAAUGCUCAGUGUCGAUUCACUAUUCUUUCACUUGUUGAUUCUCUAAAUGCCAUGGAUAUGGAUGGAUCUGAUGCUGCUGAUACUUUAGAGGUCGUUGCACUCUUGGCUAGGACAAAACAGAAUGUGAACUUCACCUACCCCCCAUGGUCUGCCUUUGCUGAAGUUCCGUCAAGCUUGGAUACUCUUGUGCGCUGCCUGGCAGAGGGGCUGCCCCCACUGCAAGAUAAGGCAAUAGAAAUUCUCUCUAGGCUAUGUGGGGAGCAACCAAUUGUCCUUGGUGAUCUAUUAGUUGCAAGAUUGAGAUCCAUUGGCUCAUUAGCUAAUAGAAUAAUGAACUCCUCAAGUUUAGAAGUGAGAGUUGGAGGGACUGCAUUGCUGAUGUGUGCUGCAAAAGAGCACAGACAGCAAUCUAUGGAUGCGCUUGAUUUGUCAGGAUAUUUAAAGCCCCUGAUAUUUGCAUUAGUGGAUAUGAUGAAGCGAAAUUCUAGCUGUUGUUCUCUAGAAAUUGAAGUCAGAACUCCUAGAGGUUAUAUGGAAAGAACUGUGUUUCAAGAUGGAGACGAGUUUGUGGCCCCUGAUCCAGCAACUGUCUUGGGCGGUACAGUUGCCUUGUGGUUGCUGUCAAUAAUAUCUUCAUUUCAUGUAAAAAACAAACUGACAGUAAUGGAAGCUGGAGGUGUUGAGGCCUUGUGCGAUAAGCUUGCAAGCUAUACUUCCAAUCCACAGGCAGAGUUUGAGGAUACAGAGGGUAUUUGGAUUAGUGCCCUGCUCCUGGCUAUAUUAUUCCAAGAUGCGGAUGUUGUUUUAGCUCCUGCUACUAUGCGCAUCGUACCCUCCCUUGCCCUUCUGCUGAGAUCUGAAGAAGUGAUUGACAGAUUUUUUGCCGCCCAGGCAAUGGCUAGCCUUGUUUGUAAUGGAAUCAAGGGAAUAAACCUUGCAAUUGCGAACUCUGGAGCAGUUGCUGGGUUAAUAACCUUGAUUGGUUGCAUAGAAUCAGAUUUGCCAAACCUUGUAGCAUUAUCUGAAGAAUUUUCUUUGGCACGAAAUCCUGAUCAAGUUGUUUUGGAACAUCUUUUUGAAAUUGAAGACAUAAGAUUUGGUUCCACUGCACGCAAAUCUAUACCGUUGUUAGUGGAUCUCCUAAGACCAAUUCCUGAUAGGCCAGGUGCCCCUCCAAUUGCUGUUCGCCUCUUGACCUGUCUUGCUGAUGGAAGUGAUACGAACAAACUAAUCAUGGCUGAAGCUGGAGCUCUGGAUGCUCUAACAAAGUAUCUAUCUUUAAGCCCUCAAGAUUUAACUGAGGCCACCAUAUCUGAACUGUUGAGAAUAUUAUUCAGCAAUCCUGAUCUUCUUCGGUAUGAAGCAUCACUUAGUUCCUUAAAUCAACUUGUAGCAGUUCUCCGUUUGGGCUCAAGGAGUGCCAGAUUUAGUGCUGCUAGGGCUCUACAUGAACUUUUUGAUGCUGAUAAUAUUAGAGAUUCUGAAUUAGCAAGGCAAGCAGUUCAGCCUUUGGUUGACAUGCUUAAUGCCACAUCAGAGAGUGAGCAACAGGCUGCUCUUGCUGCCUUGAUCAAGUUGACUUCGGGAAAUCCUUUAAAAGCUGCUUUGAUGACUGAUGUUGAAGGAAACCCCCUUGAGAGUCUUCACAGAAUUUUGUAUUCCUCCUCAUCUAUGGAACUAAAGAUAAAUGCUGCACAACUCUGUAUUGUUCUUUUUGGCAAUUCUAAAGUCAGAGCAAAUCCCAUUGCCUCAGAAUGCAUACAACCCCUAAUAGUACUGAUGCAGUCUGAUACAAGCGCAGCCGUAGAAUCUGGUGUUUGUGCUUUUGAUAGAUUAUUGGAUGACGAGCAACAAGUGGAGCUUGCAGCAGCUUUUGAUGUUGUGGAUCUCCUUGUAAGCUUAGUUUCUGGGUCAAAUCAUCGGCUUAUUGAGGCUAGCAUCUGUUCCCUUAUAAAGUUGGGGAAGGAUCGUACUCCCUAUAAGCUGAAUAUGGUCGAAGCUGGCAUAAUUGAUAAUUGCCUUGAACUUCUCCCCAUUGCACCCAGCUCUUUAUGCUCUUCAAUUGCAGAAUUGCUCCGCAUUUUAACAAAUAGUAGUGCAAUUGCUAGAAACUCAACUGCUGCAAGAAUUGUAGAACCCCUUUUUAUGGUUUUGCUUCGUCCGGAUUUCAGCUUGUGGGGACAGCACAGUGCUUUGCAAGCACUUGUAAAUAUUUUGGAGAAACCACAAAGCCUCGCAACUUUAAAACUUACUCCUAGCCAAGUAAUUGAGCCUCUGAUUUCAUUUCUAGAAUCUCCAUCUCAAGCUAUCCAGCAGCUUGGAACAGAAUUGCUAUCUCAUCUUCUUGCACAGGAACAUUUUCAGCAAGACAUUACGACAAAAAAUGCAGUUGUACCCCUUGUACAGCUUGCAGGAAUUGGAAUAUUAAACUUACAGCAAACAGCAAUAAAAGCAUUGGAAAAUAUCUCUACAAGCUGGCCUAAGGCAGUUGCUGAUGCUGGGGGUAUUUUUGAGCUUGCGAAGGUUAUUAUUCAAGAUGACCCUCAACCACCUCAUGCAUUGUGGGAGUCAGCUGCCUUGGUUCUUUCUAAUGUCCUGCAUUUCAAUGCUGAGUACUAUUUUAAAGUUCCUCUGGUAGUUCUUGUGAAAAUGUUGCACUCAACACUGGAGAGCACUAUUACAGUGGCUCUUAAUGCUCUAAUUAUUCACGAGAGGAGUGAUGCUUCAAGUGCAGAACUAAUGACUGAAGCUGGUGCGAUAGAUGCUUUGUUAGACCUUCUAAGAUCUCACCAGUGUGAAGAAGCAUCAGGAAGAUUACUUGAAGCUCUAUUUAAUAAUGUGAGAGUACGAGAGAUGAAGGUAUCCAAGUAUGCAAUAGCACCUUUAUCACAGUACUUAUUAGACCCUCAGACCAGAUCAGAGUCUGGUAGGCUUCUCGCAGCACUAGCUCUCGGCGACCUAUCCCAGCAAGAAGGACUUGCUAGAGCCAGUGAUUCUGUAUCUGCUUGCCGUGCUCUGAUAAGCUUGCUUGAGGAUCAACCAACUGAAGAAAUGACAAUGGUGGCAAUAUGUGCUCUGCAAAACUUUGUCAUGCGCAGUAGAACUAAUAGGCGAGCUGUAGCAGAAGCAGGUGGCAUAUUGGUAAUUCAGGAAUUACUACUUUCUCUUAGUUCUGAGGUUGCUGGGCAGGCAGCAUUGCUGAUCAAAUUUUUGUUUUCUAAUCACACGCUUCAAGAAUAUGUAUCAAAUGAGCUCAUCAGAUCUUUGACAGCUGCAUUAGAGAGGGAGUUGUGGUCCACAGCAACUAUUAACGAAGAGGUCUUGAGAACCUUGAAUGUCAUAUUUAAUAACUUCCCCAAGCUCCAUGUAUCUGAAGCAGCUACUCUCUGCAUUCCUCAAUUGGUAGGAGCUCUGAAAUCAGGAACUGAGGCUGCUCAGGAAUCUGUAUUGGACACCUUAUGCUUGUUAAAACUUUCAUGGUCAACCAUGCCAAUAGACGUUGCCAAGUCCCAAGCCAUGAUUGCUGCUGAAGCCAUUCCCAUACUUCAAAUGUUAAUGAAAACUUGCCCACCGAGUUUCCAUGACAGAGCAGACAGUCUGUUACAUUGCUUGCCUGGCUGCUUGACUGUUACCGUUAAGCGUGGGAACAACCUAAAGCAGGCCAUGGGAAGCACCAAUGCUUUCUGUCGAUUGACAAUUGGCAAUGGUCCUCCACGUCAAACCAAGGUAGUGAAUCACAGUAUCUCUCCAGAAUGGAAAGAAGGGUUUACGUGGGCAUUUGAUGUGCCUCCGAAGGGACAAAAACUCCACAUCCUAUGCAAAAGCAAGAACACGUUUGGAAAGACAACGCUUGGAAGAGUGACCAUCCAAAUUGAUAAAGUUGUGACUGAGGGAGUAUACAGUGGACUGUUCAGCCUUAAUCAUGAUAGCAACAAAGAUGGUUCUUCCCGAACUCUUGAAAUUGAGAUUAUCUGGUCCAACAGGAUGUCUAAUGAAAGCAUGUGAAAAAGAAAAAAAAAAAAAGUUAGGUUGUGCAAUUUUCUAUAAAAGCAGGUGGGAUCGGAUGUCGCAAGCUCUGCCCAGAAAGCCAAGCAGUCCCGAAGUCAUGGAGGUUGGUUUCCUGUAAGUAUUCACGUCUAUUAGAAGUCCAUUUUUGUAGCUCUGAAUGAAUGUGCUGCCCCCGAGAUGCAAAUUGUAAAAUAUUUGUUUGCAGUGUUGAAAAAGAGUCGAAGAAAGUAUUCCCAUGGUCCAGGGAAUUAAAAAAAUUAUUAAGUUUGUUGUACAGAUCAAUCUGUAGCCACUAGCAAUUUAAGAAUAAUAGAAAAAAUUGGCAUUGAAAAA